UCCUCCCACAACUUUCAGCGGAUGCGACGCAUACAUACGCAUUGAAAACUGAACAACGAGAGCAGCAUCCGGAAUCAUGACCAGGAUGUUUCCAGCGAAUUUUUGUGUUAAACACAGAUGCAGAGGCAGAUAUGUUAUACAGCAGCAUGAAAUGAAAAACGAGUUGAGAUUCCCAAAAAGAAAAAAAUGUUAUGUGGGUUGGCACAUUGCAGACAGAAGAGUCGAAAAAUAAUUGAAAACAUACAAGCAUACAAGAGAUAGAUUGUUCAAAAGCUAAUCAUGGAUCACAAACUGGUAUUGAUAUACAUAUUGUUUCUUCGACUUGAAUACAUAUAUUGCGCUAAUAUUACACAAGUCGAAACUUUAUACGAUAACUUAUUCCAGAAAUACAACAGGAAACUUUUUCCAUUGAUAAACCAUAAUGAUACUGUAAACGUAAGUUUUACAGUAGGAAUUGUGAGUAUCAAUAAUUUUGAUGAACUUUCUGGGGAAAUCGAGCUUACAAUGUUGUUCUAUAUGCGAUGGGUUGAUGAAAGGCUGACAUGGACACCGUCCGAUUUCGAUGGUAAGUCAACACUGCUAGUUCCCCCGGAAGAUGUUUGGUGUCCACAGCUCUACCUGCUACAGUCGUUUGACAGAAUUCAGGAUAUAAGUAAUGUGUCAAUAAUGGUUCGAUUAUCCUCUAGUGGCCUAGUAAUAUGGAACUCGGGAAGCGUAUUAAAAGUUGUAUGUUCAGUGGACGUAACAUAUUUUCCUUUCGAUACCCAGACUUGUGAAAUAACUGUUUCUGGGUGGGCGUACACAGCAGACGAAGUAAUGUACUACACCACAUCUAGCACGGUGUUUCAGGAUUAUCUCAGUUCAAACAGUCAAUGGAUGCUUGAGUCUGCAACAGUCAUAAAUUAUACAGAUAUUAGACGAACAUUCCCUCCAUCGAUAAACAUUGCACUAAAUUUGAAAAGAAGAAGUGAUUUCUUUGUGGUCUACAUUAUCUUUCCAAUGGUUUUCCUUGGCUCCAUAAAUAACCUCGUGUUCGUUAUGCCUGCAAGUUCUGGAGAGAGAACAUCAGUAGCUAUUACUACAUUUCUGUCUUUUAUCGUCUUUAUGCAAAUGAUUAAUGACACUGUUCCUGAAAGUUCUGACCCUAUGGCUUAUAUUUAUUAUUAUAUAUUGUUCCUGCUGGUAUACAGUUCAGCCAUUCUGUUUUUGUGUAUAGUUUCAUUACGCAUUCAUGACAAGGAAGAUCCAGUUCCGUCAGUUGUGAUAAAGCUAGUAUUCCUGCUUCGCUUUUUGUGUUUUAAACGGAAAAGAAAAUCAAGCGUCAUGCCUGAAAGGAAAUUUUCUAACGUUUCAAUACAAGCUGAAGUCAAAAACAACAACUUCAAUGAAAACAUGGAAAAUUAUAAGGAAGACGACAGUCCUACAGUCACGUGGAAAAUAGUGGGAAAAACUUUCGAUAAGUACUGCUUUACUGCAUUGUUUAUAGCAUUUCUGGUGAUGACAACUCAAACGUUCACAAAAUUAUACACUAAUCAGGGCUUCUAACUUGAAGCAAAAUUUAAGUAUGUAUUUGUUCAAGUAAAAGAAAAUGAGGAAAAUCAAAAAGAAUAAAAAAAUUACAUUGUUGAUGACAUGAACAAACUAUAUUCAAAAGGCUUCUACUGAAAUAUUAGAAAUACUUUAUAAAGUAUUCUAGCCUUCCCUCAAUAUUCUUAACCCUGUGCUUUAUGGAAUUUUCUUAAACACUUUCAGAGCCAUACGUCUAGGAUUUUAAUGCAUUUUUAAUGAAUUCAGAGUAGUGCAAUUUGUAAGGUAAAUCGGCAAAUAUAUUGUCUUCGGUCAUCUAAGAAUGUUAAACAAUAUUAUUACAAUAGUAUAGCAAAAUGAAAGACAUGUAUGCUUUAAGGAACUGUCUUAUGUAAAGACCUUCUUUCAAACGUUUGUACAACGCAUGUUUACUAUUUGUUGACAUAAUACGCAUACAUUUAUUCAGUGCUGCGAACAACUUUAAAGUAUUCCUAGCACAGCACAUUUAUGAAGUGUUAUCAAAUUGAAUACAGAAGAGUCUCGCAGAAAUACAAAUAUUCCAUGAACAACAGAUCUCAACAUAGAACAUAUGAAAGUUCCAAAUUUAUCAGUGUAGAGAUGGAUUGAAAUAUGAUAAAUCAAUGAAAACAGCAUUACAAGAUUGAAAUAAAAAUUGAUUUUGUAUUCAUUCCAUCUACGUAGGGAUUCUAAAGGCUUUUCGUAAAUAUAUUUGUUUUCAUUGAGUGAUAAUAAUUACACAUUGUAUUCAUUAAAACUACAUUAUUAGAAUUAAUUGCAAUAGAAACAGUUUAAAACACUACUGAUCCGGCUUUUAAAGUGAUUAUAAAGAAGAACAGAACAGACAUUUUAUUAAAACAGAUUUCGUCGUUACACAGAUAACAAACAGAGGAUGAACGACAGUAUCAACUAUCGAACAGAGAAAGUUUAAUAGGCAUAGCAGGUUUGGAAUAUCAGGCUAGAUUUGUUAUAACAGCAUGUGUCGUAUUUUUUACAUAGUAUACCUUUGGUUAAAAUACCUUUUAAUGUGUUUCUCCCUUCGGUUUUCAUUACAUGGACUCUUAAAUUAAAAUGGAAAAUCGUCUUCUGAAUCAAACAAAAACAAUAAAAAGUAUCUUUCAGUUCUAUGUAUAAUAUUUCGUGAAUAACGAUCAGUCUGUAUUCUAAGUAAAUGCUCUUGUGUAAUAUAUUAUAACAUUCAAAGAACAAAAUGUUGAUACAUCUAAAUAUGAUUCAUAAUGAAACGCUUGCUUAAAACGUUUGAAAUAAUAAAGUACUGCUAUGUUAGGUACAGCAACAUUCCAUUCUUGUGUAAAGCAAGCAAUGACACGUUGCUUAAAGUUCUUUGGAAAUAAAUGUCCUAUUUUUCUUUUGAUUUACAUAAUAUGAUAUUACGCAAGUGUAAUGAUUUAUUUAUGACGACAUAUCUCCUUGUGUCAACGUAAACACCUACGCUAUAAAUUCAAACAUAUAGCCGAGCUGCGAUGGCCUAACGGAUAAGGCACAUGUCCUGCAAUCGGGAAGUCGAAGGUUCCAGUCCUGUCAGAGGCGGGUCUUGUUACUGAAGAGAGACCGGUUGGUAGGCCGCAAGCUAGUUAAAUAAUGAUUACCGAUUGUCUACCUGCC
This is a messenger RNA of Mercenaria mercenaria, 3171 nucleotides long. RefSeq names its product neuronal acetylcholine receptor subunit alpha-6-like. Gene Ontology annotation, biological process: regulation of membrane potential; signal transduction; chemical synaptic transmission. Gene Ontology annotation, molecular function: transmembrane signaling receptor activity; neurotransmitter receptor activity; extracellular ligand-gated monoatomic ion channel activity. NCBI's taxonomy places the organism in Eukaryota, Metazoa, Mollusca, Bivalvia, Venerida, Veneridae. The record is from RefSeq and is a predicted model, not a curated record. Bases 280 to 1545 code for a protein of 421 amino acids. Gene Ontology annotation, cellular component: synapse; membrane; neuron projection. The transcript has 2 exons.